Molecule: messenger RNA, 737 nt
Organism: Pocillopora damicornis (cauliflower coral)
Lineage: Eukaryota; Metazoa; Cnidaria; Anthozoa; Scleractinia; Pocilloporidae
Product: Golgi-associated plant pathogenesis-related protein 1
Cellular component (GO): extracellular region
Source: RefSeq, a predicted model, not a curated record
UAUCGAAAAGUGAACACGGAAUCUGUUAAAACAAAAUUUUCACAUUGUCGAAGGUGUUUUCGUUCUUUGGUCGACACGACACCAUCACAGCUGGAAAACUGAACAAAAAAACAUGCAGAUUAUAGGAACCGUGCUUUUCGUUACAGUGUUUGUCAUAAACAAUGCACUUUAUGGAGGUAGUUCCACUCCAUCGUUCAAAGAACAGUGUCUGAAGUGGCAUAAUGCAUACCGUGAAUUACAUCAGGUGCAGAAUGUGACGUGGAAUGAUACUCUUGCGGCCAAUGCAGAAAACUGGGCAAACUAUCUGGCAACAAACAAUCUUUUUGAACAUGCCAAAAAUAUUUGGGAAGGAGAGAAUCUGUACCUGUCCGGCUCCCCUCUGCCUACGGAGCCCUGCACUGAGGCAACGCAACUAUUCUACCGAGAAAUCGACAAUUAUGAUUUCAGCAAGCCUGGAUUCUCUUUGAAAACAGGGCAUUUCACUCAGGUCGUAUGGAAAAACACCAAAGAGAUUGGAGCAGCAAAGAGAAUCAGAAAUGAUAGCAGGCUUGUGGUUGUGAUUCGGUAUUUCCCCCCCGGAAACUUGAUAAGCGGGAAGGAAGCUUUCAAGAAGAAUGUGCUUCCAAUACCUGAGAGGGAGAGGGGUGGGGCGAUUGAAAGGCGUGCUUCUUUGGCAUUAACUGGUUUUGUUUUCAUUGUUGGAACUUGCUGUCAAUUUCUUUUCUAAAAGCAUUUCC